Molecule: messenger RNA, 2760 nt
Organism: Adineta steineri
Lineage: Eukaryota; Metazoa; Rotifera; Eurotatoria; Adinetida; Adinetidae
Source: the annotation of a GenBank genome assembly
AUGAAUUCAAUUUUAAAUCGUGUCUUUGGAAAAAAUCCAUCAUCGACAUCGAAGAAAAAUGCUACAACUGGUACUGCAUCAUCCUCGAAUUCGACACCUCCUCUAACUCCUCUUGAUUUACCACAAUGGAUACCACCAGAUUUUAAUCGAGAUAAUAUUCGUCUUCUUGUUUUUUCUGAUAGUGAUGAUACUGGUUUACAACUUAUAUUUGAUUCAAAAACUUUACGUGUUGUUCCAUCUACUGAUAAUGAUAAUAAUAUAAAUAAUAAAUCAUCAAUAGCAACAAAUUCUCGUACAUCUCUAUCCGGAGUUCCUUCAUCAAAUUAUGCAACAGGUAAACCUCCAGUUGGACCAAGUAGUAAUAGUGGUGCUCGUGUUAAUCCUGCUAUAUCGCGUUUUACUCAUAAAGGAAAACAAUAUGAAUUAAGGAAAUUUUCUAAUGAUAUAAGAAAUUAUGCUGAUUAUAUAUUUGGUACUAUGCCAUUAUUAUUUAAAGGUACUGGUAUGAAAGUUCAUACAAGCAAAUCACCAUUACAAAUAAUGAUGAGUCGAGUAUUUGCUGUUAAACUAGCAGACAGACCUGAUGGAAUAGUGAAUACAUCCACAACAUCAGAACCAGAUACUGCACCAGUUAAUCCUUUAAAUCCAUUUCUACCAUCACAUAUCAAUCGAUCAUUAAGUUCAGGUGUUAGUGCUGCUUCGUCAACAAUAUCAAGUAUUGAUAUACUCGGUGAAGAUUUAACAAAUCAUAAAUUUGGUCGACUCUAUCGUCGAUGGUUAAAAGUUGCUAAUCGAGCAAUAAAACAAAAUCAAAGACAACCUGGUCGUCGUCAUCGUCGAUGUAUAGGUAUUGCAUUUAUUGUUACAUUUCAACAAGAUGAACUAUCAAAAUAUAAACACUUUGAAGAAUUUUUUUGUACACAUGCACCAUUAAUCGAGAAUCAUUUUCAAAAAAUAAUGACAGCAGCUGAAGUGAAUAUCAAUGAACGAAAUUCAAUUGCUGCUGCUUUAUUAGAUAGAUUAUUUACAUUUAAAGAUGAUCUUUAUACAUUAUAUACACGUCCACGACUUAUUUAUCCAGCAUGGUAUAUUCUAACACAAGAACAUCUAACUAUGACUAAACGACGUGCAUUAGCUCAACAAUUAUGUUCAAUUAUUGAUUUAUUUUCAACACCAAAAUAUGGCGACUUUCUCAAUUGUGUCUUAUCAGCGGUGCUUAGCUAUCAAUUAUCUUGGUUAUCUACAGUUUCACCAUCACUUAUCAAAUCUAAACAACAGGUUCUAUUCAAAGCUAAAGCAGAUUAUACCAGUUCAAUGCAAAGUUUUCUACAAUACAGUCCUUUAUGGGGACAAUUAAUAGAUCUAUUCAGUGCAUAUAGUCAACCUCCAUAUAUUUGUCGAACAGUAAUUGUUGGUACUGAUUCAUCAUUACUCAAUCGUUUACUAUAUUUAAUGAGUUUUUUUAUACGUCCAAGUUAUUUAACUUAUAAAAAUCCAAAUCCAAAUUUAUCUGAUACAACUGAUGAACAAAAUCGAAGUUAUAAAAAAGUUCGUUUAUAUAUUGAUGAAUUAAUUGCUAGUUCAACACAAAUACAAGAUAUUGAACCUUAUUCACCUGUUCAUAGUAUACAUGACGGUGAUGACGAUGAUGAUGAUGAACAAAAUCUUGAAGAUGAUAUUGAUAUUUUAUCUGGGGAUGAAUCCAAUACUAAUCAUAAUCAUACAACAUCUCUUAAUCAACCACAAGAGUUUUAUCAAUUAACAUAUACAUCAGAUGAUCUUGAAAGUACCAGUGUUGAAGAUAAUGAAAUAUCACAAUUAUUAAAUUCAUUAGUUAUACAUAUUGAUCAAAUGAUUGUUAAUGAACAGAGAACUCAAAUUCAAUCACCGACAAUACAUUCUCGUCCAACACCUUCUGUAACAUUACCAUCACCCAUACAACCCGUCGUCAAUUCACUACCAACAAAAAUUCUCAUGUCACUUCCAUUAUUUGAACCUAAUCAUCUUGGUCAUGAAUCGAUAAGUCUAAAUAAUGAUUAUCAUUUAGAUUUAGGUCUAUCACUAAUAUCAUCAGUUACAAAUUCAUAUUCAUCUGAUUUUAUUUUACAAGCUAUUGAAACAUCCAAUGUAAAUGAAAUUAUUCGUUCAAUAUGUGCACAACAUACAUAUGAUACAACAGAAAAUGGUGGAAUAUUUCUUGAUGGUGAAUUAAUUGAUACAUCAAUAACAAUAUUAAUUAAUAUUGAUGAUAUAUCAGUUAAUUUAUAUUCAAGUAAACAUAAUGAUAUAGCUCGAAAACAAGAACGUACAACAUUAAUUCAACCAAUAAUUGAACAUGUACAUUUAGCUAAACAAUUAUUACCAGCUGAUUUUGUUUUAUUAAAUAUGGAAGAUAGUUUACAAGAAAUUUAUUUUCAAGCUUUAGCAAUUCUUAAAUAUAUGAAAGCAAAUAAUAGAUCACUAUAUAGUCAAGAAAGUGUUAGUUCAUUUGGUGAUUCAGCAUCAACAGCAAGUAUUACAAGUGGUGAUACAGAUGAUAGACAUAGUAGAACAACUAAUCAUACUGUUACUGAUCUACCUACACAAUCAUUAAUGAAUUCAGUAUUAACAAUUGAAUCAACAUAUACAACAGCAAUUGAUAAUAGUUCAGAAUUAGUACAAAAUGUUAUACGAAAAUUUCAAUUACAACGAUCCGAUUAUAUGUUUUUAAAAAAUAUUUUACGUGUUCUUGAAACAGAACAAAUGCAAAUGAUUAAUUAG